This is a messenger RNA of Lampris incognitus (smalleye Pacific opah), 2601 nucleotides long. RefSeq names its product serine/threonine-protein kinase PAK 6. Gene Ontology annotation, molecular function: protein serine/threonine kinase activity; ATP binding. The transcript has 8 exons. Gene Ontology annotation, cellular component: cytoplasm. Gene Ontology annotation, biological process: protein phosphorylation; intracellular signal transduction; regulation of MAPK cascade. NCBI's taxonomy places the organism in Eukaryota, Metazoa, Chordata, Actinopteri, Lampriformes, Lampridae. The record is from RefSeq and is a predicted model, not a curated record. The coding region runs from base 1 to 2091 and encodes 696 amino acids.
AUGUUUCGCAAGAAGAAAAAGAAGAGGCCCGAGAUAUCGGCACCCAAGAACUUUGAGCACCGGGUCCAUACCUCAUUCGACGCCAAGCGGGGCUGCUUCGUUGGCCUGCCGACCCAAUGGCAGAGUCUGAUCGAGAACCUGCGCAGGCCCAAACCCAUGGUGGACCCUUCCAGGAUCACAGAUGUGGAACUGAGGCCAAAGAAGACAAUUGUGCGUGGGAGCAUGAUUGGCCACGGAGACUACAUUGCGGCCAUGAUCAAUGACAUGAGCCGUCUGUCUGUGACCAGCUCUAACUCUCUGAGGAAGAGUAGCCCAUCCGCCAGAAAGAGGGCCCAGUCUCUGGGAAGGCUGGGGGAGGUGAAGGAAGGGGACGCCUACCAGUACGAGGGCCUGGCCCAAGACGAUGAUGACGAUGAGGACCCAGACCAGCAGCACUGGAAGGAAAAGACCAGACACAUCCACAGUGAGACCAAUACCCCAUACCUGGGUAUGAAGAAGAGCAUUACCCUGCAGCCUAACGGAGUCCUGCCCAGGGCCACAUCAACCUAUGAGGUCAGCGUCAACUCCUUAGACGGCCCUCUACAACCUGUCCAGUCCCAGGCCAUCCAGACACCUGGUCAUGGGGCAUAUGUGAGCGGUGAGGUGGGCAGCCCCCAAGAGAGGGUGCUCUGGAGGAGAGACUUCCAGUUGCCCAGGGGGGUCCCACCAAGCCAGAGACCUAUAGCAUGUUUUUAUAGCCCGGCUAUGACAGUCCAGCAGUCUCAUGGAGAACAGGGGACACAGGCCUCUGGCUUCCACACCGGUGUACCACUCUACAUGCACUCCCACAACAGCCCUGGGCGGCCAUUUUCCUCCUAUGACCUGAAAGCAGAGUCAGCCACCAGGUACCACUCCAGCUUCCUGCCCACUGGCACCAGUAGUCCCCUGGUUAGUGGCAUCAGACCCCAAAGGACGGUUCGCUCCUCAGCUAGCUACACCCUGGGGCUGUCUCCUAACAUGGGCCUUAGACCCAAUGGUCCAGAUCCUUUCCUGAGACACUCUGGCUGCCCUAACCCUCCUUACCCCAGGCAGGAUAGCCCAUCCCAACCUCGGCCCUCGCCUACAGGCUCCCUUGCCACCAGCCCUCCAGGCACUUGUUCCCCUGCCUUCAGACCUCCACAGCAUCCCUUGCCCAGACCACCACCAGACCCACCCAAGGUGACACAUGAACAGUUCAAAGCUGCCCUGCAGAUGGUGGUGGAUAAGGGAGAUCCACGGUCCUACCUGGAGAACUUUGUGAAGAUUGGGGAGGGCUCGACAGGGGUGGUCUGCAUCGCCAGAGAGAAGCACAGUGGCAGGCAGGUGGCCGUGAAAAUGAUGGACCUGCGGAGACAGCAGAGGAGAGAAUUACUGUUUAAUGAGGUGGUCAUCAUGAGGGACUACCAGCACAGGAACGUGGUGGAGAUGUUCAAGUCAGCCCUGGUGGAGGAGGAGCUGUGGGUGAUCAUGGAGUAUCUGCAGGGUGGAGCACUUACCAACAUCGUGUCUGAAACCAGACUGAAUGAAGAGCAGAUCGCCACAGUGUGCGAGGCUGUUCUGCAGGCUCUGGCCUAUCUCCAUUCACAGGGAGUCAUCCACAGAGACAUCAAAAGUGACUCUAUUCUUCUCACACUAGAUGGAAGGAUCAAGCUGUCAGACUUUGGCUUCUGCGCCCAGAUCAGUAAAGACAUCCCUAAAAGGAAGUCCCUGGUGGGCACACCCUACUGGAUGGCUCCAGAGGUUAUCUCCAAAUCACCGUAUGGCACCGAGGUGGAUGUUUGGUCCCUUGGUAUCAUGGUGGUGGAGAUGGUGGAUGGAGAGCCCCCCUACUUCAGUGAGACCCCUGUAGCAGCUAUGAAGAGACUAAGGGAUGAGCUGGCACCGACUGUACGCAACAUCAGCCAGAUCUCUCCAGUGCUGAAGGACUUUCUGGAUCGUAUGCUGACCCGGGACCCAGUGGAGCGGGCCAGCGCCACUGACCUGCUGGAGCACCCCUUCCUGCUGCAGAGUGGCUCGCCCCAGUGCCUGGUCCCACUGGUGGAGCAGUAUCGCAAGCGCAUGUCCCGCUGUUGACCCCGUGGAGCUCCUGUGCCCCAGCACCCACCUUAAGUCUGUCCUAUCGAGGCCUGGGACAUAGACUCAGGCCACGACCCGUCCCAGCACCAAAGCCAGCAGGGGACCAGCUCCAGAGAGCAGCCCAGUGCUUGUUAGCGUGUUCACGGCAGGACGGCAAGUUUGGCUGGCUGACAUAGCACGGGCUUGGACAUGAGAGAGAAGCACUUUAGCAUUGAGAUGAAGGUAGCAUGCGAGCAGUAUUCCUCACAUCUCAACUUUUUUGAGCCUGCUUUGAUUGGCACCCUGUGACAUCCAGUAGGGUUGUUCCUCUCAACACAACACACCAUGGUGCAUAUUGACAUAAACCAAAUUCCACUAAACUCUGUAAUGAGCACGUGUUACACUGAAGACCUCUUGUAGUGUUCAUAGUGGGUACUAUUAGUAGCUGUGUAAAAGCUUAAAGCUGUGUUAGGCUCAAACUGUAGUAGCUCAUUGUGACAUUAUUGGGGACGGAGUGGUUGGAUAAAG